UAUACAAAAAAGCUUUCUCUAUUUCAAUCCCAGCUGGCUGGUUUUUACGUAUUUAGUCAGCAGAUUCAUUCAUAAGUUUGAACUUUAUACAAAAAAUAGCACAUUUAUUUGUAAACUUUAUACAAAAAUUGAUGUGAUACAAGAAAUAUUGGUACUUAUUUCCCUACUGUGUUCAUUCAUAGAUACGUUUAAGUUGUUUAAACAAGCAAAACUUUUGCAUACAAAUUUUGCAAAUUAAAAAAACACACGUGUACAAUAUUGUGAAACAUAGUUUUCUGGAAACAUACAUACACAUGAAUGUAGAUUAAUAAUUUUUGUUACACAAAUUUAAGUCACAAAAACUGCAAAAUGUAUUCGCAAAAUCCUCAAGCGCAGAAUUUUUACCAAAUCAGAGCCACCUGUGCCCAAUAUGGGACGCUAUUUGAGGACAACGAAUUCCCACCGGUCAACCGGUCACUUUACGUUUCCGGGGCGGACAGACAUCUCAGCCGCGUGGGGCCUGUCACGUGGAAACGGCCUUUCGAGUUGUCCAACCAACCAAAAUUUUACGCGGAUGGCGUCUCUCGUCACGACGUGAUUCAAGGCGAAUUAGGAAAUUGCUGGUUCAUCGCCGCCGUCAGCAAUCUUACCCUUCACCAAAAUCUAUUUGUUCAAGUCGUCCCACAAGACAACACUUUCGAACGGGGCCAGUACUGCGGAGCGUUCCAUUUCCGAUUUUGGACUUUCGGACGCUGGGUCGAAAUCGUAAUUGAUGACCGGCUCCCAUGCAAUUCUCGGGGUCAGUUGCUCUUCAUGCAGUCGCAGGACAAGUCGGAAUUCUGGUCGUGUUUGUUGGAAAAGGCGUACGCCAAAUUUCACGGGUCGUACGAAUCCCUCAGCGGCGGGAUCGCGUCCGAAGCGAUGCAAGAUUUCAGCGGGGGGAUUAUUGAGAUGAUCGAUAUUCAGGAGACCCAGUGGAACAACGUGAACAAUCAGUCGGAACUCUUUAGUGUGAUGAGCAAGGCACAGGAUCGCGCUUCGCUGAUGACCUGCGCGCUACACAAUCAAGCCGGCCGGAUCGGCGAAACCCGCACUGGCCAAGGUCUCGUUGCCGGGCACGCCUACUCGAUCACGGGCGUAUGCGAGGUGUCCGUCUAUAACGGAGCGCAGAUCGCGCAACUCGUCCGGAUUCGAAACCCGUGGGGCGACUUUGAAUGGAACGGGGCAUGGAGCGACUCUUCCCGCGAGUGGAGCAGCGUCGACGCGGGAACCAAAGCCCGGCUCGGACUGGUCAAACGAAACGAUGGCGAAUUUUGGAUGAACGUAGACGAUUUCCAAGACCAUUUUCACCGCCUCGAAAUAUGCCACUUGUCCCCCGAUCCGGUCAACGAUGUCAAACUGAGCAAUCCCGCGCAGCAGAAUUUCAUCCCCUGGAAACGGAUGGCGUUCGAGGGGGCCUGGAUUCCCGGACAGUCGGCGGGCGGGUGCAUGAAUCACAACACGUUUGCGACCAAUCCGCAAUAUUUUUUUGACUUUACGGCGUCGAGCGUGGACGGUUCUGCAGACAAAUGCACGGUCGUGGUCAGCCUCAUCCAGCAGACGGCUAGUCGUUCCUACACGAGGAAAGAAGGCUUAGGAAAAUCCUGUAUCGGAUUCAGAAUGUUUCGGAUCCCACGCUACACCGGCCUCAUGGACAUGUCUUUUUUCAAACGGGAACGCUCCCUGAGUUCCGGUUCGUACAUCAAUUCUCGCGAAAUAUCGGCGCGCUUUGAAGUCGCGACGGGCACCUAUGUCAUCGUCCCCUCCACCUUCGAACCCAACAUGGGCGGGAACUUCCUCCUCCGAAUUUUUUCCGAACCACCCGCCCCGCAAAUGGCGCCACAACAAGCCUACCCGCACCCUCAACAGCAACAAUGGGGCGCGCCCCCGCAGGUUCAGUAUGCGCAUGCGCCACCCCAGGCUCCUUACGCUCCCCCGCCCUACGCCGCCGCACAAUAUCCACCCGCCCAACAAAACAUGAUGGGCGGCUACCCUCCCUCGUACGGCGUACCUCCAGCGCAACCACUCCCACCAACGGGACCACCACCCGGGGCGGGACCCGGAUUCGGGUGGAACUUAUAAAACGGGAAUCAAUUUCAAUAUUUAAAACUGGAAACUUAAAAUAGAUCGGGUUAAAUUAUGGGAAAAAAAUUAUUUAAAAUGUGAUUAUAAUUUAUGUAUUUAUAACUUAUUUUACUGGGAAUCAAUUUCGAUAUUCACAAUCGAAAUAUUGAGACAAAUAUGGAGACAAUCUGGUUGAGAUAUUAUUUAAUUGUAAUUUAUUCACUGACAAAUUUUAAAUCACGGUUUAUUCCGAAUAUUAAUAAAACAAUGCUCCUUAGGCUUACUAAAUACGUCACUACAUACA
Folsomia candida is the source of this 2386-nucleotide messenger RNA. RefSeq names its product calpain-9. The coding region runs from base 349 to 2100 and encodes 583 amino acids. The transcript has 7 exons. Gene Ontology annotation, cellular component: cytoplasm. Gene Ontology annotation, biological process: proteolysis. The record is from RefSeq and is a predicted model, not a curated record. Gene Ontology annotation, molecular function: calcium-dependent cysteine-type endopeptidase activity. NCBI's taxonomy places the organism in Eukaryota, Metazoa, Arthropoda, Collembola, Entomobryomorpha, Isotomidae.